GGGCUGGACAUCUCAGCUUUGGAACAGAGGAACCAGCCAAGCAAAUGUUGUCUCUCAAAGUUCUCUCUCUGCUCCUGGCUUCUCUGGGCUUUGUUUUGAUGGAAGAGAACGUCUCGGGCAUCACUCUCAGGGCUCCCAGUGCCCGACCAGUCCAAAGACGCUACUCUGAAGCCACCCUGGCCAGCGACUACAGCCGCACGAUGGACAACGUGCUGAAGAAGGACUUCGUGGAGUGGUUACUGGCCAGGCGGGAGAAGAAAAGCAGCAACGCGAUGGAGCCUCACAAGAGAGAAGCUGAGCCCCAAGGACCGGCUGAGACCGGGCAAAGAUUGGACCUGAGCACCCAGGAAGGCAAAGAUUUCCUCGCCUGGCUCCUGAAAGCCAAGAAAAACCAGAGUUUCACCUCCCUGGAAGGCUCAGAAGGUUUGCAGGGUGUUUGGAAGCAGGAGCUGCUGAGCUGGCUGCUGGGGGAGCUCUGCACACCCAGAUCCAUUUUCCUAGCAAGAUGUAGAGGAGGUGAAGGAUUUCACAGCAAGAACCUGGGCUGGUGGGAGGUGUCCCUGCCCAAGCAGGUGUAA
This is a messenger RNA of Chaetura pelagica (chimney swift), 578 nucleotides long. RefSeq names its product gastric inhibitory polypeptide (gene GIP). The annotation marks the transcript as partial. Gene Ontology annotation, biological process: regulation of fatty acid biosynthetic process; response to glucose; response to starvation. Gene Ontology annotation, cellular component: extracellular region. The transcript has 5 exons. The record is from RefSeq and is a predicted model, not a curated record. Lineage: Eukaryota; Metazoa; Chordata; Aves; Apodiformes; Apodidae. Gene Ontology annotation, molecular function: hormone activity; glucagon receptor binding.